CGUUCAGAAAUACAAAUGUAUCGCCGAUUGUUGGAUUGUCAGCGGCCUUCUGAUCACCUGUCCGUCUGCUGCUCAUAUUCACCAACAAUGCGUGUCCCACAAGUGUCAAGCUCUCCACAGAUCCAGGCGCUGUUGACCAGUGCAUCCUCAGGUUUAGAAGGCUUCAAAGCUCACGCUGUCUUCCAGGAGAUCAAUAAAAAGCUGCUCGAGGACGGAGAGCAGUUUGUGAAGAAGAUUGGAGGUGUGUUUGCCUUCAAGGUGAAGGACGGGCCGGACGGAAAGGAAGCCGUCUGGAUCGUUGAUGUGAAGAACGGGAAAGGCUCUGUUGAUAAUGAUGCCGAAAAGAAAGCAGACUGCACUAUUGCCAUGGCCGACUCCGACCUGCUGGACCUCAUGACUGGAAAGAUGAAUCCACAGACCGCGUUCUUUCAAGGCAAACUAAAGAUCACUGGAAACAUGGGAAUGGCCAUGAAGCUUCAAAAUCUGCAGUUGCAGGCAGGCAAAGCCAAACUGUAAGAGGCGGAGCCAAGGGAGGUGAGGGCGGGGCCUUGAGUAGCUCCUCCCACUGAGUUCACUCUAUCAGAGUAGCAGCACAGGAGUCUGAGACCGGAUGUGUUUCUUUCUGCGCUGUAGUGGUCAGCCUCUUUCUAACCAGGGAUAGUGAUAGUUCACCCAGAAAUGAAAUGGUCAUCGUUUACUCGCCGUCGCUUUCUAGAAGUUUCCCAUAAAAGUUACUUCUCAUGUUGCAAAAAAUGAUUUUCUUCCUCAGUAUUUUUUUUUCUUGUUUUCCAGUACAAAUAUCCAAACUUUUUUAAACCAUGAUACAUUUACUCGAAAAGCAUUAUUAGUCAGAAAGCAAGACUUGAACACAAUUUAAAGGAAAAACAAGAUCAUUCUGAAAACAUUUUCUUGUUUUAAGCUGUAAGUCACUUAGUUUUUAUACGUUUUUCAGAAAAUAAAACAUUGUUAGCUAUUUGUACUGGGAAACAAGAGAGUGUAGUCUUCUGGAGACUACAACAAUGAACUUUAUACAGUCAUAUGGUUUUUAAGAAGGUGAGUGAAUGAUGCCAGAAAUCUUAUUUUUGGGUGAAUUAUUGGUAACGCUUCCUUUUACAGUACAGUACUUACCUAGACAGUACUGGCUAAUAUAAGGCAAGUACAUGGAACAGGGGUAGGUUCAGGGUUAAUACUAGUUAUUACCCAGUAAUUGUAGUUACUAAAAUAAGUAUAUAGUAUUCACAUGGGUAAGUGGACUGUAAAAGGAAGCGUUACCGAAUUAUUUAAUGAUGAAUCUCUAAUAGAUACUGAUAAGUACUAUGGAAUUAAUACUGUCCUAAUAAGAUCGAUUUGAUAACUUUGAUAUGGUUUUCCUUUGUUUGGCAUCCUGUUUCAACUAUGUAUGUGUUUGUGUGGAUCGAUUUCCCCAAUGUUGAUAAAACAGACUAAUUAUACAGACUAAUGUCCAUCAAAUCAGUGUAUGGGUAUAUAUUUUAAUGUAUCCUUCAGUUAUUAUUGGAGCUUCAUUUCAUGUGUCUCUCUCAUGGACAUCGCUGAAUCCUGCACAUCAGAUGCUAAAAUACUUUUGUACUAAAUAAACUUAAUCUUUCUCAUGAAAAUGG
Molecule: messenger RNA, 1619 nt
Organism: Pimephales promelas (fathead minnow)
Lineage: Eukaryota; Metazoa; Chordata; Actinopteri; Cypriniformes; Leuciscidae
Gene: scp2b
Product: sterol carrier protein 2b
Cellular component (GO): cytosol
Source: RefSeq, a predicted model, not a curated record